GAUCCUGAAAUCAAGGGCUGUGCCUUCCACUUCGGCCAGGCAUUGUGGCGAAAAUGCCAGGAAAUCGGUCUAAGGACAGCCUAUGAGAGUAGGGAUGGAGUCUACUUCAACUUCAACUUCAACGGGGAUACUCGACAAAAUCCACUACGUAGACAUCGACGUCGAGGGCAAGUGUAUGUACAUCGGUGUAGGGCGAAGUGUUCCGACAAGUAUUAAAAUUAUUAUCAUGGUAUAAAAAAAAAUUCGUCUACACCGUUAUGUGCGGAUAAAAUAGUCAGAAGACUAACAUGUUUUUACACUGUACAAAGACAAUGUCCCUUUAUAUAUAUGAUGGUACUACAGGUACAAGCUGGAUGGUGGUUUUAAAUAUAUCCAGGCUUGCAGCCGAAACGCAGGAUUCUGGUAGCUUAUUCCAAGUAAUGAUAGUUCUCGGGAAGAAUGAAUAUUUAUAUACAUCAAGAUGCUCCGGAAGACCUUCGCGCUUCCUCUUAAUUCUGCCUGCAGCUGACAUCCGCCCCGCUUUCGAUAAAAUCAGAUAAAACGGUCAAAGCGACCAUGUAGCCCCCUUCUUCACAUACGUGGAAAAAACAUGGAUGUAUUAACAGCGAUUGGCGGUCAAAAACUGGUCGGUGUACGGCCGAUCAGUAUGAAUUAUUAAUGACGUUGAGGGGUGGCACAACCGCCUUAACCGCCGGACAAAAAAGGGUUUCCUGUCAUUCUACCUACUGAUCACACUGCUCUUCAAACAAGCGACCGUAGUGUCAUAGCAAUACGCUGAUAAAAGAAAAAAAGUUAAAAAAUAUAUCAGAGUAAGCAAACACGUGCCACCCAAGGGCGUUUAUGGGCGGCCCGGGACCGCUACGGAUGUGUACUAUUUGCAGGACGGGGAACGGGUUGUCAGGCGGUAAGAAAGAAAAUGGGGAUGACUUUGUUAAAGGCGCCCGAAUACACAUGAAUCACCCAGCAAAUCCCGGUCUUCUCACUGCUGUUCAGAAAGCGAAAGAGUUCAAGUUCUUCGAAGUGAAUGAUAUUCACUGCUUUGUGAUGUUUGUCAUGAAGUCCACCGAAAAUGAUGUUACAGCUUGUGGGACCAGAAGUGUUGCAAAGUUCCUCAUUGGCAAUCAAGUCUUCAGAAUGGCAUUCAAGCAAUUUUGUAUAAAAUUCAACUCUGCAAGAGUAGUUCAGAAAAGUGCCAAACCUAGUGAGAACAACUGUGGAUCUGCUGAUUAUGUUGCAAGCUCUUCAGACUCAAAAAUUGAGAUUAACAAUAUAAACAGCAGUUUUUGUUGCUCUGAAGAUAAAUCUAAGACAAACAAUCAGGUACAAAAUGGAGAAAAGGUACCACCUGGGUUGCAAAGUGCAUCAGUUCUGUGCCAGAUAUUUGAAUCAAAGGGUAUUCAUGGUUUUGUGAUGUUUGCAAUGACGUCCUCCCCAGCAAAAGUAAUUGGCUGUGGAACCAGCCUUGGUGCGAAGUUUCUUGUUGACAACCCCAACAUUGGACAAGAAUUCAGGAGGUUCUGUACAAAAUGGAAUGGUGCAGCCGUUUUUGAGGAAGAUGUCAGCCGUAGUGAGGCUAACAGUUGCACAACUGAUAUAACUUUUGGCCAUUCAGACUCACAAGUUGAGAUUAAUAAUUUACUAAAAAGUGUUUGUUCCGCUGAAGAUAAAAGAAAUAGAGAGUCAGCUACAGCAAGUGCAAAACAGGCUUGCAACAUUCAGUUACAAAAUGGAGAUCAGAUUUCAGUUCCAUCCAUUACAACUGACGCGGAAAAUAUUCAUCAAGACAGCUCUGAAACGAAUGAAGCAAUAUUAGAACAGUUCAUUGAUGAGGAAGCAGGCACAGACUCACGCACACAAUGUCAUAUUUGUGGUAAAAGCUUCUUUUCAAAGUAUGGGUUAACCAUUCAUCUCAAACGAGUCCACACCGAAAAGCGAUACCCAUGCACAUUAUGCUAUAGAUCAUUUAGUUAUCUGUCCGACUUGGUUAGACACAAACACUUUCAUAAUGAUCGUUACAAAUGCCAAUUCUGUUACAAGAAUCUCCAUUCACUACGUUCAUUGAAAGACCACGAAAACCAACACACGAAGAAAGAUAUAUAUUUAUGUGAUAAGUGCGGCGCGGAGCUUUAUAGUGAACUGUCAUUUUCAGAACACAAAAAAAAGAGCUUAUGUAAUAAAAAUUUAGUGAACCGCAAGAAUCACCGUGAUUUUAAUUGUUUUUACUGUGCUGACACAUUUCAAGGUGGGUUUAGAUAUGGUAAACACUUACUUGAUAACCAUGCGGACAUUGCUCUUUCGGAUGGAAGUCCAUACAUAAAGAAAUGUCAUAUUUGUAAUAAAGCUGUUUUGCGAUGUAAAUUACAACACCACAUUGAAGAGCACAACCGCGUGAAACGCUUCGAUUGUGUUGUCUGUGGAAAACGAUUGAGCAAUAAAAGGUACUUGUCAUUGCACAUGGGUAAGAAACACAACAUUGAAAAGAUUCCAUGAAGUGUUUGUUCGCAGUCAUUCGUAUGUAAUGUGAAAUGAAAUUACGCAUGUCAUAAAAGCACCUGCGCGAUUGAAACAUCGAAAAAAGAAGACGUUACCAGCUAUUGACUGAUAUAAGAAUAUGAUUUAUUCUCUGACUGAAAAAAUUGAAAGUGCAGAGUUGACUUUGUGCAAAAACCAACACGUGUUUUGCUGCAUGUAUAUCUAUUGAAGCAGUGUUCAUUACAAAUUAAAAUCAAAUACACAUUUA
Dreissena polymorpha is the source of this 2740-nucleotide messenger RNA. Its product is annotated as zinc finger protein 718-like. Lineage: Eukaryota; Metazoa; Mollusca; Bivalvia; Myida; Dreissenidae. The record is from RefSeq and is a predicted model, not a curated record. Gene Ontology annotation, biological process: regulation of transcription by RNA polymerase II. Gene Ontology annotation, molecular function: RNA polymerase II transcription regulatory region sequence-specific DNA binding; DNA-binding transcription factor activity, RNA polymerase II-specific. Gene Ontology annotation, cellular component: nucleus. The transcript is spliced from 6 exons. Bases 841 to 2490 code for a protein of 549 amino acids.